Messenger RNA from Danaus plexippus (monarch butterfly), 2676 nucleotides. RefSeq names its product rho-related GTP-binding protein RhoN-like. The transcript has 7 exons. NCBI's taxonomy places the organism in Eukaryota, Metazoa, Arthropoda, Insecta, Lepidoptera, Nymphalidae. Gene Ontology annotation, biological process: small GTPase-mediated signal transduction. Gene Ontology annotation, molecular function: GTPase activity; GTP binding. Bases 226 to 921 code for a protein of 231 amino acids. The record is from RefSeq and is a predicted model, not a curated record.
UUACAUUAAAACCCUGCCAGUAUUGCUCCGGCCGUCACGGAGAAUGGUCGUGUCGUUGAUCUGACAAUAACCGGCUCCGCGUGCAUAAUCCAAAGUCGAAUUCCGCCAACGUUAUAAGUGCACAUUGUAAUACUUUCGAAUAAAGUUUUAAUAUAUGUGUUAUGUGACUGUGUUUUAUGUUUUUGGACCAUACGAUACCGUGACUGGAACAUCAUAAAGAGAGCCAUGUGGUCAGGCAAGAAGUGUUCAGAGGGGGGCGCCGGUACACCCACUGAAGAGGAGGUUAAAGUAGUACUUGUGGGUGACACUCAGUGCGGCAAAACAUCACUCGUUCAGAGAUUUGUGUCUGACACUUUUGUUGAGGCUUACGCUCCAACUGGCUUUGAGAAAUAUGGGUACACGUGCACUGUGGCCGAUUAUAAAGUCAACUUCUCUGUUUGGGACACCUCGGGAACAACAGCAUACGACACCGUCAGGCCCCUGGCGUAUCAGGAUGCGAAGAUAUUUAUGAUCUGUUUCAACAUAGCUGAACCAGAGACCUUAAAUAAUUCAGCCGCAAAGUGGUAUAGAGAAGUACGGACUCAUGGAGGUUCAGCUCCAGUUUUACUGUGUGGAUGUAAGGCGGAUCUCAGACACGACAAAGAAACCCUCACUAUGUUGUCCAAGCUCAGAACUCACCCAGUCACCAGUGAAGAGGCUCUAUCAGUAGCGAGACAGCUUGGUGCGACGACAUAUGUAGAGACGUCAGCUAGAGCAUCUAGCAAGGGAGUGAAAGAUGCCUUCGAGGUAGCAGCUUUAGCAGCUCUCGGGAAACUUAACAAACAACAAAUGAAGCAACAGAAGCAAGUGGGACGUAGUAAGAGCAAACGCGAUCUGAAAGCUGAGCUGAAGGGAAGAGCGAAAAGUUGUUGCGUCAUGUGAUCCGUGGCCGGCCACCCAUCCAGGUGGCCGCACGACUGUUAGGUGACCGCCACCCUUCAAGAAUCAAGUUCGAAACAUUUAACGUAAAAAUUAAACAAAUACUUGGUUAAACAUGUAACCAAGGAACACUUUCCGGUCUAAAAAAGCGCCUUGUGGAACCCUUAACUGGCUUGCGAUGAAAACCAAGCUACAUACUAAAGACUUUUGAAAUUAUUAAGUGAACUUCAAAUUCAAAAUACGUUACUAAACAAAAAAUACACUAACAUAAGGAUGAAUAUUAUUAUCUUGAUAUUUUUAGUGUAAUUGGAACAGAGUUCGUUUUAAUAAAUUUAUAAUAAGUACUAGAAAAUUAUUUGAAAUCGUUGAACUAAGGUGCAAUGAAUGACCCCCAGGGUUAAGAGCGUGAAAAGCCUGUGAUAAUGUUAAAAUGUAGCGUUUGGAUAACAGUAGGAAAGAUUGGAAAUUAGUGAGGCAUAGACGCUCUUCUUCCUUGUUUAUGGACACGGCGAUAAAGGUUUUAUAUUUACUUAUAUAUAACAAGCAUUACAUAUUUCAAUGUGUUUCAUAUACAUAACAUAGAAUAAAUAUUAAAUCGAUGUUUUCUAUAAAAUAUAAUAAAUAGAUAUAACAUUUUGAAUAUAUUUGAUGUGCUCAAAUUGUUUAGCGAUUUUUCGGAUGACGUUAGGGUUUUGGGACGUUUGAUGAAUCGAAGUUUUAUUUGUGAUAUAAAUACGUAAAGUAUUUUAAUACGGAUAUGCACAAUGAUGGACAAUACUUACUACGGCGGUCCACACACUUAGUUCCACGUCCAUAUUGCUGUUAGAGUAGAUUUUUGUACUUUUUAAUAAGUGAGAUAAGUGUUGCUUGUAACGAUAUCAUUAUUACGAGUGUAUUCGAAAUUGUCUUCGGUGUCUAUGAUAUGCAAUUUUUUGAGGAAUGUCAGAGGAUUAUAUAAGAUUAGAAAACAAUUUCCACUUUUCAUGUGUCGUAGUUCUCGAGCUGUUGUAAUAAUUUGGUAUAAUUAUUAAUAAUAAAACGAUGAAAUUUCCAAUGAGGGUUUAGACGAAAUACGAAAUUACUAUUUUUUUAUUACGAUCGGAAAUAUUCACUAUUUAAAAUUAUUUUACAGUUUAUUCUUAUCCCUUAUACAAAGUUAUUCAAAUGACGCUUUUUUAUAUAAGCAUAUAGAAAAGCGCUUAUUCUAAAGGCGCGUUCUAUUGUUGAUAGACCAUGAGAGCAUUUUAUAAAUCAUCAAUCGUAUUUUGUUUAAAUUGUUUGUAGGUUCUAAAAGCUUUAAAUUCAAGUUUAGCUUUAAUUACUGUGUAAAAGUUGUUGCUGUAUUUAAUGAUAUAAUAAUAUUUUUUUAAUAUAUUACUUUUAUUUAUGAACAUAUUAUCACAUUCUCACAUGUCUUCUUUGUCGUCAAACAAAACAUAUCAUAAAAAAUAUUCAUUUAUUCAUAAUUUUAAUGGGAAUAUUUUUAUUUUUAAAUUAUUGAAAUGUACCAAUGAUGAAAGGCUAAUAUAAAAAUAUGUGAAGUAGGCAGCGUUAAUGAAGAUGUUAUGAACAUUACACGUAUGUUGUAGAUUGAAUUGUGGUUGAUAACAAUUGCUUCUAUGUAAAUGCUAUUGAGGUUUGUUUAAGUUUUUCUGCGAUUUAGUGUAAUAUAACAUAGUUUCUUUCGUAGAAUUUUUAAUUAAGUCACUUGAAUGUUGUUUCUAGAAUACUGAAUAUAGAUUUCAAUGUUUUUUGAAA